UGCGACGCCGUCUUUGUUUGUUCCGUACACGGCAGCAUCACUGUACGAACCCACACGCCAAGUUACCUCUUUAGAGUGUAUUUUCACAUAUAUUUUUCAUUGGCCAAUUAUGACCAAAUCAAACGACUUAAAAAUGUUCUUAGAGUCAUCUCUGAAUGAGAUUUUUAGAGCGACAGUGAGUGACAUACUUGACUCAGUAGAUGAGACCUUGUCUGAGUACCAGGGUACAAUUCUGAGAAUUGAAGCUGAAAAUAAAGAUCUAAAGCGAAGGCUACACGAGGAGGGCAAAAACAGAGACAGUCAAUAUGAAGCUUCUCUCCAGUCCGGCCCUCUGUCUCCAACAGACAGCAGCAGCGCCAACAGAACACGCGGAGCCAAAAGGAGAGGGGUUAAAAGAUGUUUACCUCUGCCCGCUCUUGCAAAAACUGCAUCUGUGUCCACCCUAACAGUUCCUGCCUUCAUAAAAAGCGACCCUGAUGCUGAAAACUCCUGCGCCAUCGAUCUCUCCCAGCCUCUGUCCCCUCUCAACCUCGCCAAGCCAAUCAAGAUGGAGGUCUCGGAGGUGAACUACGUCGACCUGGAAGAUCACGCCCCUCUUCAGUCAGCGUCCGAACCAGAAGACGACUCCACUGACGGCGACAGCAUCGUCAGGGUUACCGUGGUCCCCGGCAGCUGCGUCACCACGGAGGAAAGCGAGGAUGAGGGCGGCCAUUUUGUGAAGUUGGAAACGCAGGAGGUUGGGGUGGAGCGUGAUGGAGGAGAUCUGCCCCAGGAGAGCAGGAAGCUCCUCCCCCUUCCCCCUGACCAGGACCGCUCCACCAUGACUCAGGAGAACUACUUCCUGGAGGACAGGAAGCAGGACCAUUCGGGCAUCUCGAACUCUGCGUUGCCAGGUUGGGCAGAACCCCCCAGAGGGGUGUUCCCCUGCUCCCUGUGUGAGAAGACCUACAGCUGUAAGUCCUCCCUCGGGGCCCACCAGAGGAGUCACGGCGAGGACAAGAUCCACCGCUGCAGCUACUGCAGCAAAACCUUCCGACGAGCCGACCUCCUCCGCUCUCACCGCCGCACCCACACCGGGGAGAGACCGUACAGCUGCAACCUCUGUGAGAAGACCUACAGCCACGCGGGCCAGCUGAGGAUACACAAGCGCACGCACACCGGGGAGAGACCGUACAGCUGCCCCUAUGCGUCCUGCGGGAAGUGCUUCAGCGAGCACAACCAGCUGAAAGUCCACCUACGAACUCACACGGGAGAAAGACCGUACACCUGCAAAGUGUGCGGCAAAACCUUCAGCAACGCCGGGAACCUGAAGAUCCACGAGAGGAUCCACACCGGGGAGAAGCCCUACUGCUGCGGCCAGUGCGGGAAGAGAUUCAACAACAUGGGGGACCUGAAGACGCACUACAGGAUCCACACUGGAGAGAGACCCUUCCACUGUGACCAGUGUGAGAAGACCUUCAGCCAGGCAGGACACCUCACCAUCCACAAGCGCAUGCACACGGGAGAGAAGCCCUACUCCUGCUCUGAGUGUGGGAAGAGGUUCAGCGUGACGAGCAGCCUGAAGCUGCACCUCAGGACCCACACGGGGGAGAAGAAGUACAGCUGCUCCUGCUGCAGCAAGACCUUCAGCCGGGCGGGGCACCUGAAGAGACACGCGCUGGUCCACACCAGAGAGAGACUGCACGAGUGCCAGCAGUGCGGGAAGACCUACACAGACCAGUCCUCCCUCAAGAAACACCUGAAGACACACAGCUGAGAGCAGCUGCUGCCCUGGAGCUCGGAACCAUGACGGAGUGAUGAGACUGAGGACGGAGUAGUGAGGAUGAUGAUUGGCCUUUGCUGUAUCAGUGUUCUCUGAUGGUAUUGACAGUUAAGUUGUCAUGGGAACAGAGCAACCCAGCCCUGCUGUGUCUGUUCAUCCUGAGGAGCAGUAGACUGUCUCUCCACUGUGGUACUGGACGGUGUUUACGCAGCAACGCCACAAGCAAAACUAUAUAUCAGAUGAAGAUUUGUAUUUAUAGUUCAUGAUUGAAAAAACGAAGUAGCUAAAGAUGUUAUUCUGAAUUUGCAUCUAUUGGAGGUUUUGCUGGAAUCCUCCCUGUUCAAGGACCAGUACUAUAAUCUACUAAUCACAGCUAACUAGUAUACCAGAACAACAGCAGUGUUAAGACUCUGAAAUGUUAGUACUGUGACACCUGCUGCUUUCGCUUGCUGCUAUAUGUUGAGGGAGUCUGAUAUCUCCAGCGGUUGAUUUGAGUUCAAGUCAAGACUAACCAUCCUUGUUAUCAGUGUUGAAGUCACGGGGGUGUGGCCUGUCUUUGUAGUCACCCAAAGGCCAUGAUUGUAACAAUACUAAUGUUGUUUUGAAUCGUCAUGUUUUCACCACCGUGAAAUGUCUUUAAAAAAUAAGAUGUUAUAUAUCUUCAAAUAUAAUGACAUAUGUAGUUGGCCUAUGUAUUGUGACAUGUAAUGCUUUUGUGUUAUGGAUUUAUACAGAGUGAGAUCCUAAAAAUAGGUUUUUAUUUGUAGUACAGGUCUGAAUAAAACAGCAACGUGUUCCAAACCACACCUGAGCCACCUGCUUCCCAACCAUGCAGACAGGAAACAGCUCCUCCUCUCUGGUUACACCGUUCUUCUGAACAUCAUUGUCAUUCCGGAAUCAGAACCCAAAUCAUUUAGACACUAAAUGUGUAUUAUAAUUACAUCCAUUUAACGCAACAUCAAGACAUAUGAGGAAACAAGUGUACACACAUAUACAGCAAACUUAUCUUUCCAAUACAAAUACAAUAUCUAAACAUACAUUUCCUAAUGACCGUAUAUGAGUCCUACAGCCAGCUUUAGUAGAGUUUCUGUUCACACUUGACAUUUCUUAUUCACAUCGACAUGUUCCUCACUUCAUUAGAUCUGUUACCACCAGACUUUCAAGAGCAGGACGAUGAUACGAGCCCUGGGUCACUGUCUGGCUCCACUGUGUGUGUAACACCUGGCAGAGUGUGUAUCAUUACCUUCAACUGAUAUGUAACUGUACGUGUGUGUGUGUGUAGCCCCUGGUGGAGAGAGUGUGUGUGUGUGUGUGUGUAGCCCCUGGUGGAGAGAA
This is a messenger RNA of Hypomesus transpacificus, 3097 nucleotides long. Its product is annotated as zinc finger protein 664-like. NCBI's taxonomy places the organism in Eukaryota, Metazoa, Chordata, Actinopteri, Osmeriformes, Osmeridae. The coding region runs from base 110 to 1756 and encodes 548 amino acids. Gene Ontology annotation, cellular component: nucleus. Gene Ontology annotation, biological process: regulation of transcription by RNA polymerase II; central nervous system development. Gene Ontology annotation, molecular function: DNA-binding transcription factor activity, RNA polymerase II-specific; RNA polymerase II cis-regulatory region sequence-specific DNA binding. The transcript is spliced from 2 exons. The record is from RefSeq and is a predicted model, not a curated record.